AUGUGCGGGCUUGCAGAGUCUCUCAACUCUUCUGCAGGCAGCGAUGGAAACCCCCGGCUUCAAGCGGAGGAGUUAGACCCCACGCGCCCCCGGACCCCAAUCCCCGCGCUCGCCAUGGCUGGCGCCGAGGUCCUGAUGCUACUCCUGCUGCUGUACCCCGGGCUGUUGCCGCUUGCCACGGCCGCCCGUGGGGACCCGUUCGCUCAGCAUCUGGGCCCCACCAGCUCGUGCCAGCUGCAGUGCAGCCUCUGGAUUCCUCACGCGGGGGCGGCAGUGCAGGAGGAGCUGCGGGACGCCUGCGCCCGGGGCUGCCGCCUCUUCGCCAUCUGUCGCUUUGUGACGGGCAGCUCCGAGGCCAACGUCACCCUGGGCGAGUGCAGAGCAGCCUGUCUGCAGGCCUAUGACCAGGCUCUAGAACAGUGGGCAUGCACUGAAGGAUGCUUGAGGCAGGUGCCUGAAUCGAUGAGACCUUCAUUUCCACCUCUACCUACACCUUCACCUUCACCUCCACCUGAGUACCAUGAGAGACAGAGACCAGUGCGUCCACCUGACGCCAUUUCAGUGAUGGAUGUUUUAUUCAAUCUGUGUAAUAAGUUGAUCAGCUCAGCCCAAAGCUUCAUCUCCUCCACUUGGACCUAUUAUCUACAGGCAGACAAUGGGAAAAUGGUAGUUUUCCAGUCACAGCCUGAGAUGGAAGCACCCAUGCCAGAAGCAACUCCAAACCGUGCUGAGAUGACCUCCUCAGUGGAUCUCCAUUCAGGUCCUAAAGAGAAAAAAGUGAAGACUAAAGGCAAAAUGACCCAGGAGACCUCCACCGGAUCCCAGACAGAGCACAACUUCCUGGGCUGCAUGUCCAAGCGCUCUGGACUGCCCAAGUGGAUCCUGGCCUCCUGCCUCCUCUUUUCUGUGCUUGUCAUGCUGUGGCUCAGCUGUGCCAGUCUCGUGACUGCGCCAGACCAGCACAUCCGGAACCAGCCACUGAGCAUCUCUGGGGACAAGAAUUACCUGGAUGACCUGGAGUGGCCCUUGGCUCCAGCUCCUGCCUCCAUGGUAGCCAUGGAGCCCCGGGAAGCUGGCUUCUUGCCCCUAAAGGUGGAGAUGGACCGUACAGCUCUGUAAAUCCCAGAGCACCCUGGAGUUGGAGUUGUCCCUUUCUGCAAAACUCAACCCACAGACACCUCAGUGAUAAGGGAAGAGGGAGAGAUUCAGGAGUCCCUCCCCUCAACAGCUCCCCGCAACUUUGCUGCCAGUCCCUCUAGGCCUGGAAAAGUCCCCCUACUGGACCCCAAGGAACAAUCCCCAAAUAGUCCCCCUCUUUUCCAGUGCUUGUUGUCCAGGGAUGUGUGGGUAUGAAUAGGGUAGGGUGUGAUUUGAUCCGAGUUGGGAUAGGGCUGGAAGAAGGUCUUGGCUUCCUUUUCCUCCCCUCCCCUUCCUUCCCUUCCCCCUUUACUCAUCCCACAUUACUCCCAGUCCAGUAUAGCUCAGCAUGUGAGUUUUGGCCCACCCUUCAUCCCCUUCCCACCUCUAGCCGCUCACCCCAAGGGCAUCUGGACCCAGUUGAAGCUGAUUUCUCUUCCUAUUCCCUUCUCCUUUCCCGCCACCCUAGAUUAAUUUAUUCUUGAUUUUGUAACUUGUGAUUCUCGGCCCCUUCUGACUCAUUUUCCUCUGUGUUCUCUUGGGCUAGGCUUAGUUGGGGGAGGGGACAAGUUUUCUUGGGAACCCCCUCCACCCCACCUCCCUGUCUCCACCAUUCAGUGACACUGGGCAGCUUGAGGCUGGCAGUGGGUGGGGGCAGUUGCUGGGGUGAGAGGAAUAAUAGGGAAUGAAUAAAAUCUUUAUAACUGAUA
This is a messenger RNA of Trichosurus vulpecula (common brushtail), 1847 nucleotides long. It is a transcript of the gene TMEM59L, whose product is annotated as transmembrane protein 59 like. Lineage: Eukaryota; Metazoa; Chordata; Mammalia; Diprotodontia; Phalangeridae. The record is from RefSeq and is a predicted model, not a curated record.